This is a messenger RNA of Hyaloscypha bicolor E, 1250 nucleotides long. Its product is annotated as UbiE/COQ5 methyltransferase. The transcript is spliced from 3 exons. The record is from RefSeq and is a predicted model, not a curated record. Gene Ontology annotation, molecular function: methyltransferase activity. Lineage: Eukaryota; Fungi; Ascomycota; Leotiomycetes; Helotiales; Hyaloscyphaceae. Bases 318 to 1250 code for a protein of 310 amino acids. Gene Ontology annotation, biological process: ubiquinone biosynthetic process.
GCCGAUGCAGGGCCCAUAGCAUUUGUGAGCUUACCAGCCUUCACCCCAAAUCUUGACAAACUCCCCUCUUCCCAAUUCGUAUUCGAUUCGUCCGAACUUUGAACUAACUAUCUCUCUGCAAAGUAAGCAGUAGAAUUGAACGAAAACUUCCAGAGAGAUGCGGGGCCCAAACCCAAGUUCAAUUACCGGUACUCUCAUUUAGCACGUGAUUAUUUUCAACCUCAGGCCACGCGGUUGAAGAAGGCUCGUCAAGUUUAUUUCCGUCAGCCGUUCGAGCUUGAGACCCCGUAGAUUCCUCAUUCCUUUUCGGAUUCUCAAUGGCGUCGAGGUCUGUCUUUAGGUCAUUGUGGCGAGCUUCGAAACUACAUCCUCUGCCAACGCGGGCACCUCGAUGUUUCUCCAACUCUACACGCCUCGCAGAAUCCCCAACACAACCCUCAAACCAUGAGAAAACGACUCACUUCGGAUUUGAGACUGUGCCAGAAGCAGAGAAGGAAUCACGAGUGGCUGGAGUCUUCAGCAAUGUUGCAGCCUCGUACGACACCAUGAACGACUUCAUGUCUCUUGGUAUUCACCGAUUAUGGAAAGACCACUUCGUCCGAAGCCUCAACCCCGGCUCCUCCUCGACCGUCGAUUCACCAGGCUGGAAAAUGCUCGACAUUGCAGGCGGCACAGGAGAUAUUGCCUUCCGGCUCCUCGACCACGCAACAGACAUCAACAACUCCCCUAGUUCCACAAUCAUAAUUUCCGAUAUAAACCCAUCCAUGCUUGCCGAAGGCAAGAAACGCUCUCUCGCAACGUCCUACGCCAACUCGCCCCGUCUUUCCUUCCUGGUGGCCAACGCAGAAGAUCUCAAUACCAUAGAAUCAAACAGUGUAGACCUCUACACGGUGGCUUUCGGGAUACGCAAUUUUACAAACAAAGAGAAGGCAUUGAGGGAGGCGUAUAGGGUACUGAAGCCGGGAGGCGUGUUUGCAUGUUUAGAGUUUAGUGGGGUGACGAAUUCGCUUUUUGAUGCGGUGUACAAGAGGUGGAGCUUUAGUGCCAUUCCGUUGAUAGGGCAGCUGGUUGCUGGAGAUAGGGCGAGUUACCAAUAUCUGGUUGAGAGCAUCGAGAAAUUUCCAAAGCAGGAGGAAUUUAGAGAUAUGAUCAAGGAUGCAGGUUUUAUGGUCCCUGGAAAGGGGUGGGAAGACUUGACGGGUGGAAUAGCGGCUAUUCACAAGGGCAUUAAACCCGUUGAGAAGCCGUAA